Messenger RNA from Aspergillus fijiensis CBS 313.89, 1071 nucleotides. It is a transcript of the gene his3, whose product is annotated as imidazoleglycerol-phosphate dehydratase HIS3. Gene Ontology annotation, molecular function: imidazoleglycerol-phosphate dehydratase activity. NCBI's taxonomy places the organism in Eukaryota, Fungi, Ascomycota, Eurotiomycetes, Eurotiales, Aspergillaceae. Gene Ontology annotation, biological process: L-histidine biosynthetic process. The transcript is spliced from 2 exons. Bases 212 to 946 code for a protein of 244 amino acids. The record is from RefSeq and is a predicted model, not a curated record.
ACCGCCCCUCGAUUUCAAUCCACUCCACCUCACAGCAUCCACUGCCCACUGCCAGGUGCCUCCAGGUUGAAUUCAGGAUUGAGCCCUGCCAACCUACCAACCGAUAAUCGCAUCAAUCCAUCCUAACCAUCCAUCUUCAAUUCCCCCCCCAAAAAAAGAACAGAAAAAGGUUCAUACGACCGUGGUCGAACCCCAUCACCUCACGUUCACAAUGUCUCUCCCCGCCCGCACCGCAUCCAUCUCCCGCAGCACCAACGAGACCAAGAUCCAGGUCUCGCUCUCCCUGGACGGCGGCAUCCUGCCCCCCUACGAACCCAGCCAACACUUCCCCGCGCCGACCGACCCCGCGGAGGCCGAAGCCGCGAAGAAGGGCAUUGUCCCGCCCAAGGAUGCCGCACACGCCACCCAGUUCACCCCGACGCAGCAGAUCACCGUGAGCACGGGCAUUGGGUUCUUGGAUCACAUGCUGCACGCGCUGGCGAAGCACUCGGGCUGGAGUCUGGCGGUCCGCGCCAAGGGAGAUCUAUACAUCGACGACCACCACACAACUGAAGACACUUUCCUCGCCGUUGGAUCGGCAUUCACCGAGGCUCUGGGCGCGCGACAGUCGCUGGCGCGGUUCGGGCGCGGGGACGCGCCGCUGGACGAGGCUCUGUCGUGGGCGGUGAUCGAUCUGUCCAGCCGGCCGUGGGCGGUCAUCAACCUGGGAUUCCGUCGGGAGAAGAUCGGGGAUCUGAGCACGGAGAUGAUCACCCACGGUUUGCAGAGUUUCGCCCAGGCGGCCGGCGUGACGCUGCACGUGGGCUGCACCUAUGGCGACAACGACCACCACCGGGCGGAGAGUGCGUUCAAGGCGCUGGCCGUGGCGAUUCGGGCGGCGUGCACAAGACGGGUUGCAGGCGAGGUCGGCGCGGGCGAUGUUGUGAGUACCAAGGGAGUUUUGUAGAUUGCAAGAGGGUUGAAUUGCGAUUCGUUUUAAAAAUGAUAGACCAAGUCAUACCGUGUCAUAUUGUUGUUACACCUAGGAGAUAUCACCUUCUAAUGCUAUCCCUCCCGCACCCACCAACCCAA